AUGUCGCCCUAUGCAUUGAAAACUUACAACCUAUCAUUCAAUAUAAAGAAAACAUUACUUAACCAAUUUUCCUGUUUUUCUUCGAGUGUUUUCUUAAGUUUGACAGACCUAACCUUUCACUUAAAACUUGUCUCACUGGACAAAAAUAUGGCUAAAGGAAAGAAAAACUCUAUGAAAAAGCGUUCUGAAGAAACACAUCAAAAUGGCUCUGGUGGUAAAAGAAUCAACACAUCCAAAGUUGAUAAUGAAGAGCCAAUAGCAAAACGUCUGAAAGAAAGUAAAUGGUAUCCUGGAAAAUUUGUUCUUCUCAAACAUUCUCAAGGAAAUAGUCAAAAUAGCAAAGAAUCUAGUUCCAAGAGCCAUAAAAAGAAUACUUCAUCAUCAGAAGAAUCGAGUAAUGAAGAAACGGAAAGCAAAACAAAUGAAGAUGACAGCAAUAAUUCACAAAAUAUUCAGUCAAAU
Clunio marinus is the source of this 462-nucleotide messenger RNA. The record is from the annotation of a GenBank genome assembly. Lineage: Eukaryota; Metazoa; Arthropoda; Insecta; Diptera; Chironomidae.